Oldenlandia corymbosa var. corymbosa is the source of this 1863-nucleotide messenger RNA. The record is from the annotation of a GenBank genome assembly. Lineage: Eukaryota; Viridiplantae; Streptophyta; Magnoliopsida; Gentianales; Rubiaceae.
AUGAGAAGAGAAAUUAAGGGAGCCUUCUGGGUUCUCAUAUUUAUUUGUUGUUUUAGCUCUUCAUUAGGCUUGCUCUCUCCCAAAGGUGUUAACUUUGAAGUUCAAGCUUUGAUGGCAGUAAAAGCUAGUCUGGUGGAUCCCCACGGUGUUCUUGACAACUGGGAUGGGAACUCAGUUGAUCCAUGUAGCUGGACUAUGAUAACCUGCUCUGGUGAAAAUCUUGUCAUUGGCCUGGGAACUCCAAGUCAGAAAUUAUCCGGCACUCUUUCACCUAGUAUUGGGAAGUUAAUGAACCUUCAAAUCAUACUUCUACAGAACAACAAUAUAACUGGUGCAAUCCCCGCAGAGAUUGGAAGGCUUUCAAAGCUUCAAACUCUUGAUCUUUCGGAUAAUCAUUUCACUGGCCAAAUUCCUCCUUCUUUGGGGCAUCUGAACAACCUCAAAUACAUGAAGCUGAACAAUAAUAGUUUAUCCGGUGAAAUUCCAACAUCAUUCGCCAACUUGACGUUGAUAUCUCUCAUGGACUUGUCUUUCAACAACUUGACCGGACCUGUACCCUUAUUUCCUUCCAAAAAUCUAAAUGUUAUGGGCAAUCCUUCAAUAUGCACAUCUGACCUGAACUGCAACACGAUGACAUUGAUGCCGAUGUCUAUGGCGCUGAACACUACGCAGGGUAUGCACCAGAGUCACAAACUUGCUCUGGCCUUGAGUUCAACCUUGGGGUGUCUCUGCUUACUUGUUGUUGGGGUAGGUUUUGUGCUGCGAUUGAGAUGUAAGCAGAACCAAUUGAUACGGAAGGCUACUUUCCAUGGGAAUGAUUCACGAGAUGAGGAAGUUUCACUUGGGAAUUUGAGAAGAUUUCAAUUCAAGGAACUUCAGAUGGCAACAAACAACUUCAGCAGUAAAAACAUUUUAGGAAAAGGUGGUUUUGGAAAUGUAUAUAAAGGUCGCUUCCCGGAUGGGACUGUGGUAGCGGUCAAAAGGCUUAAAGAUGGAAAUGCUGCAGGAGGGGAGAGACAAUUCCAGACUGAAGUUGAAUUGAUCAGUUUAGCCGUGCAUCGUAAUCUCCUUAGGUUAUAUGGUUUUUGUAUGACUGCUACAGAGAAGCUUUUAGUGUACCCAUAUAUGUCAAACGGGAGUGUUGCUACACGUCUUAAAGCAAAACCAGCACUGGACUGGUUAACAAGGAAGCGGAUUGCCAUAGGAGCUGCGAGAGGACUGUUAUAUUUACACGAGCAAUGCGAUCCCAAGAUUAUUCACAGGGAUGUGAAGGCUGCAAAUAUAUUAUUAGACGAUUUCUGCGAGGCAGUUGUGGGAGAUUUUGGUUUAGCAAAGCUUUUGGAUCAUCAGGAUUCACAUGUUACCACGGCAGUUAGAGGAACUGUUGGGCAUAUAGCACCAGAGUAUCUCUCAACAGGUCAGUCUUCUGAGAAGACUGAUGUGUUUGGAUUUGGGAUCCUUCUCCUUGAAUUGAUCACAGGGCAGAGAGCUCUUGAAUUUGGCAAAGCAGCCAAUAGCCAGAAAGGAGCAAUAUUAGAUUGGGUGAGGAAACUUCAUCAAGAAAAGACGCUCGAUAUGCUUGUUGAUAAGGAUCUGAAAAACAACUAUGAUAGCAUUGAAUUGGAGGAAAUGGUUCAAGUGGCUCUCUUGUGUACUCAAUAUCUGCCUAGCUCCAGGCCGAAAAUGUCUGAAGUAAUUCAAAUGCUAGAAGGAGAUGGAAUUGCGGAAAGAUGGGAACUAUCUCAAAGACUGGAACCUAACAAGUAUCGGACACCGGAACUGUCAGCAUCAGAACGAUUUUCAGAUCUCACUGAUGACUCUUCACUACUUGCCCAAGCAAUGGAGCUUUCAGGCCCAAGGUAA